Molecule: messenger RNA, 6982 nt
Organism: Gambusia affinis (western mosquitofish)
Lineage: Eukaryota; Metazoa; Chordata; Actinopteri; Cyprinodontiformes; Poeciliidae
Gene: foxo1a
Product: forkhead box O1 a
Exons: 3
Coding region: 333-2333 (666 amino acids)
Biological process (GO): regulation of transcription by RNA polymerase II
Cellular component (GO): nucleus
Molecular function (GO): DNA-binding transcription factor activity, RNA polymerase II-specific; RNA polymerase II cis-regulatory region sequence-specific DNA binding
Source: RefSeq, a predicted model, not a curated record
ACAUGCUCUACAACACGGAGUCAACAGGCUGUGCGGGACAUCAGACGGAACAUCACUACGACUGGACAACAUAAACAAACCGGCGCUCCAGCAGAGCCGUCCCACCAACUCAACUUUAGCCCCCUUGAAAGACCACUCGGUCGCAGACUUUUUUAAACUGCUUCACGUUUCCACCGGCUUGGGAUGUAACUUCCAGUGGGGAUUUUGCGCCCAGGCGGAGCACUGAGACUUUGCUUGAGUUUCUUAACAUUUCAGAGACGUAAGUUUUGACUUAUUUAAAAGGUGUCACACUUAUAUGACAUUGUAAGAACAUUCGGUCACCUCUCGACACCAUGGCGGAAGCGGCCCAGCAGCCACACCUGGUGGAAAUCGACCCGGACUUCGAGCCCCUUUCGCGGCCCCGGUCCUGCACUUGGCCCCUGCCCCGGCCGGAGUUCAUCAACCCGGGAGACUCCAACACUUCGUCGCCGGUGCCGUCCGUGAAGCAGGAGCCCGGCGUUGGCAAUGCGGAGUACAUCAACAAUCUGAGCCUGCUGGAGGAGAAUGAAGACUUCACGGAGCAGAAGCCGGUCAUCCUGUGCAACGAGUUUCAGUGUCAGGAAAACUGCGUCCACCAGCAAGCCCAACAUCAACAUCAUCACCAGCAUCAGCAGCAGCACCCAAACCCGCAACUCCCGCAUCAGCAGCAGCAGCAGCAGCAGCAGGUGCCUCUGCUCUCCACCCCGGUGGGCUCCUCACCUUCGGCAGCCGCAGCAGCUGCUGCAGCCGCUGCACAGAGGAAGAGCAGCUCCUCUCGGCGGAACGCAUGGGGGAAUAUGUCAUAUGCAGACCUCAUAACCAAAGCUAUUGAAAGUUCUCCAGAGAACAGACUAACGCUGUCUCAGAUUUAUGACUGGAUGGUGAAAAGUGUGCCUUACUUCAAGGACAAGGGAGACAGCAACAGCUCUGCAGGCUGGAAGAACUCCAUUAGACACAACCUGUCCCUGCACAGCCGCUUCGUCCGAGUCCAGAAUGAGGGGACAGGGAAGAGCUCGUGGUGGAUGUUGAACCCAGAAGGCGGGAAAAGUGGAAAAUCCCCACGACGCAGGGCUGCCUCCAUGGACAACAACAGCAAGUUCUCCAAGAGCAGGGGAAGAGCAGCAAAGAAAAAGCUGUCCCUGCAGGGUGGCCCCGAUGGCAGCGCAGACAGCCCAGGUUCCUAUUCCAAGUGGCCCGGCAGCCCAAACUCCCACAGCAACGAUGACUACGACGCCUGGAACGGCUUCAGACCUCGGACCAGCUCCAAUGCCAGCACCGUGAGCGGCCGCCUCUCACCGUUCGUGCCUGAGGACGACCUCGGUGAAUCUGACGUGCACAUGGGCUACCCUGGAGCUCCAGGAUCAAAGAUGACAGCCACACUGCCCAGCCUCACCGAGAUGACUGGUUCUCUGGGACACAGUUCUGAGAAUGUCAUGGAGAACCUCCUGGACAACCUGAACUUGCUGUCGCCCAACAACUCACAGGUCGGAGGGGGGGCGACGACCCCCGGCUCCUCCCAGUCCUCCCCCUCACCGAUGAUGCAGCCGAGCCCAGGUUACCCGGCCUACAGCUCCCCGAGCAUGGGCUCACAGUCACAGCAGGAGUUCCACAAGUGCGUCUACGGCCAAGCUGGGAUGAACACCUUACCUUCCAUGCCUCUGCAGACUCUGUCAGAAAACAAGUCCGGCUUUGUGCCCGGCAUGGGGCAAUACAGCUGCCCCGCCGGGCUUCUGAAGGAACUGCUGACGUCAGACACCGACCAGCACAGCGAGAUGAUGCCGUCAGUGGACACAGUAGUGUCUCAGUCCAGCGGGAGCUGCAUGCUGCCACCGUACAGCAGCAGCCAGCACGCAGCCAAACUCAUGGCAGGAGGGAACGCUCACCCGCACGGUCUCUCUCACCCCCACAAUGUGCACAGCCAAGGUCAGGCCACAUCGCCAGCUAUGAAUGGCCGCUUGCUCAUGUCACUGAGCUACAACGGGGGCGGCGCGCGUCUACCUGUCACCAAAAGCCCCAUGCAGAUGCCUUACGGCCUCCCUGGGCACCUCGGUGGGGGAGGCAUGCCCGGCAGCUUCUGUCCUCUCAACACCAAUGGAUACGGUCGAGCUGGCAUGUCCGUACCAUCGCACAUGGAGAAACUUCCAAGCGACCUGGACGAUAUGUCCAUCGAGAAGUUUGAGAUUGACAUGGAGAGGGUGCUCCAUGAAACACUCAUGGACGGCGACUCACUGGACUUCAACUUUGAGCCAGUCGUGACCCAACAAGGUUUCCCACACGGAGUGAAGACCACUACGCACAGCUGGGUGUCCGGGUAGAAAGUGAAGGCAAUCAGAGAUUUACUCAACUGACACAAUGCUGUUUAGGCAAAGAAAAAAAAAAUUAAAUAUGAGAUUAAAGUUUCGUAUCCAAAACAAAUAAAAAUAAUUUUAAAACAAUCACGCAGCAACAUUUCUGCUCCAAAAUUAUAUUUUCAGGCAACAUUAGACCCUUUAUGGACAUACCAACUUCAGAGCCAAUGAAGACAAGAUCAGGAUUUUCUCCAAGUGCCAAACAUUUUGCCUUAACGAGAGUCGAACUGAAACACAAACAGUGUCUUGAAAAGGCCUAAUACCCCUUAAACUUUUUCACGUUUUACCACAUUACAAUUACAUACUCAAUAAUAUUUCACUGGAAUUUUGUGACAAAAACCAACACAAUUUAAGAGUGAAUGUGACAAAAAAAAAUAAUACUUGUUCAAGAUUAUUUUGAAUAAAUAGGAGUGAAAACUUUGAAGAACCACCUUUCAUUGCAAUCACUUCUCCAGGUCUUUUAUUAAUUUUUACACAUUUGGAGAUUGACUUAUUAUAGACUGAUAUUAAUUUGCUCAUUCGUCUUUGUAAAAUAGCUCAAGCCCAAUAAGAUUGGAUGGAGAACAUUUGCAAAUAGCAAUUUUCACAAUGUUCAGGUGUUGACACAGACUCUCAGUUGGAUUUUGUUGUUGUACUUUGGUCCUUUCUAAAACAUGAAUAUUCUCCAUUCCAGCUUUGAAAGCCGAUUGGGGAUUGUUUUUCUGUUGGUAGAUCAACUGUUUCCCCAGACUCAAGUCUUCUGUAGACUUCAGCAGUAUUGCUUUCAGUAUUGCCCUCCAUUUUUCAACAUCCAUCUCCCCAACAUGGCUCAAAAUAUGCAUCCCGACAGCAUGAUGCUGUCAGCAUCAUGUUUCUGUAUGCAUAUAUUUUCCAGAGGUGAUUGGCAGUAUUAGAAUUCCUUCAUAAUUCAUGCUUUGUAUGUAUGUCAGAAGGUUUAAGUCUAGUUUUAGUCCAGAGCGACUUCUUCAAUAAAUCUGUCCCUUUACUCAUGGCAAAUUUUAAACAUUGCAUUGCUGUCUUUCAACAAUAGCAUUAUAAUUGCCAUUUAUCCAUAAAGGCCAAAUGUGAGUCUCUCAUCUGAACUGUGGUGCCUGUAACUGUUGCAGACUUACCAUGGGCUUCUUUGUAUUUGCAUAUGAUGAAAAAAAAGGAAACAAUAUUGCACUAGAGCUUUUGAUGUUGUUUUAUGAAUUAAUACUGAUCUCUGCUCACUGGCUAGGUGGGCAUGUUGGCUAUUGAUUUUUAUAAUGCUGUAAAUAAACAUAGGUUGACUCUAUUUAGUGAUUAGGUGAAAGCAUUCAAUUGGACUGGAUUUAAUUUAGGGAUGUCAGACUAAAGGUGGCUGAAUACAAAAGCACACCACACUUUUCAGCUUGUUAUGUCUGAAACAGUCUAUAAACUUUGAGUUGGUCUGUUGCAUAAAAUCCCAGUAAAAACACAUUGAAGUUUGUUUUUGUAACCUGACAAAAAGUGGAAAAAGUUAUAGGGGUAUGAAUACCUUUACUAGGCGCUGUAUUUCCAGUUUACACGCAAAAGGUUACGGACACUGCCAAAUACAUCUCAUCAUCAUCAGCAGCAGCAGCAGCAGCACAACAACCAGAAGAUGGGCACCUUCUCAGGCAGUUUGUAAUGUUCCAUCAGUCAAGCUUUUUGUACCAAAUAACUGAUUUCAGCUUCUGACGAAGGAUGAAGGUAACGCGUCUUGUGUGUUUUGGGACUGAAGUGCUUAAAAAUGAGAGAUUUCUUAGUGGACUCAGAAUGAUGUUACAUACAAACAUGCUUGUUGCCUGAGUGUACAUAAUGUAAUCGAACAGUUUGUAAUAUUUGUUUUUUUUUCUUUCUUUUUUUUUUAAUUGAGUUUGUAAAUACUGUUUACAGAAAGGAAAAUGAAAAUCAAACCAGCAGAAGUGAGCUCAAAAAUUAAAAUGAAAACUGGAUCUUUUAAUUACAUGUUGGGUGAACAGGUCAGUCAGGCUAAGUUCUUGUACAUACUUUGCAAAUGUAUAUUAAAAUGAAGCAGUACAUGUUUACUAGAUAUAGUAUAUAUUUGUGAGCUAAGUUAUUUGAGGUAAAAAUAGUUUUACGCUGGUGCACAAACUGCACUCGGACAUCGGAAUCAUUCUGAGUUAUUUGUCACUCUGAACCUUAAUACCACAGGGGCCUAUUUGUAGUGCCUGAAAAUGUAGAUUUAGACUGCAGGCUCAGAUAAUAUUGUAAAUGUCUACAGUCCAGGAUAUGCUUAAAUACAGCAGUCUUGAAGAGAAAAAAAAAAAAUUAAUCUCCGUUUGCUUUUCUGGAGCUCAAUUGAAAAAAAGUUGUAAAAUGAUGUUGCUGAGGUUUACUGAACACACGUUUAGUGCUGUGAAUGUUACUAGUUCCAGACAGUUUGGAUGAAAAAAAAAUUCCUAGUGCUGCUGUCAUUUUCACGCAAAUAACCAGCCUGUGCCAGAGCUUUGUUGUGAUUUCUUUCUGGUGUCAAAGGAUAGAGUUGAUCCAAAGGAGCCCUCUGAUGCUGUCUUUAAGAACAGCCUUACUUCUCUUAAUCUGCCCUCUCCUACCUCUGCUUAUUGUUGUCUCUUUUAAUAUUUACAUGUCUUGAUGGCACCUAAUUUUUGCUUAUUAAAAGGUUUACUAAAUUUAUUGUCCCUUAAAAAAUGCCACUGAGUGUUAGUCUGAUCUUAAGCUUGUAUAUUUGCAUUUUCUCGCAGAUCGUUGAAUUAACAGACAUUUCAUCUUAUGUAGAGUCAAAAAUGUGAAUUUGUCUGAGAACAUGACUUCAUCCGAUGAAGUCGGCUCAUUUCAUGGCGAAAAGGCUAAGAGGAUCAGGAAUAAAAAGGAAUUUAAUAAACGAAGUUUGACAGUAACUUUAGUAGUGGGAUUUACAGUCCAACCCACAAUUAUUGGCAACAUCUGGUAAAGCCUUGUGUAACAAUUCCUUUUUGCAGCUGCAGCAUAAUUCCAUAAUUUUUUUUUAACUUUACCAUUAACUUUACUGCAUUUAUUUAGUAGAGCAAGCUUCCCAUAUUAAAAAAUUAUAGUUUUAAGAACUGUAAAACUUAGAAAAAGCCUUUACUUAUUUAAUUUAAUUUAUUUGUGAAGGCAAAUGUAUAGUGAUCAUCACAAACCAGGACAUUACCACAAAAGAAUGUUAAGAGAUAUUGUUAAUCAACAUAGUUUAUUUUUACAGUUCUGACCUGUGAGUUGCAACAGAUUCACGUAAAUCUAAAUUAACUUUAAUCGUCUUAAAUGAAGCUUGUUAUAGAUGGGUUAAAAUGUAUAUUUCAUGGUAAUAUAAUGAAAUGUAGGUUUUGCACUAAAUUCACUUACAAAUACUGCUUUAAAUGGCACUCAUGGAGAUGGUUAUGUUUUUCAAAUAUCUUAGCAACUUAACCUUUGAUCCCCAUAAGUUCACAUGACAUCCUUAUCCUUUUUAGAUUACUUUCAUAUCAUUUUAAGGUUUUUUGUUGCACAUGUUUACCAGGGUUGCAAAAUUGUGGAGGGUGCUGUAUCUGGAGCAUGACAAGAGUUAAUCUCGUUUUGUUGAGGACUCUGCGUUUGCCGGUUUUUAUAUAACCUUUUUGACAUGACUUCAGCUUUAGAAACAGAUAAAUGUUUUGUGAAAACUUCAGUUUGAGCCUGUAAAUGGUGUAACAUUUCAGUACAGCCAGAGUAGUCAAAUCUUAGAAGACUAAAGCUGAAUUCUUAACCCUUUACAGAAAGCAGAGAAGCCCUCAAAGAAGCUGCUGCUUCGCCUGCAUGCCAGGCAUUGCCUUUCCUUAACCCAAACAUGCCAUUAUAUGUAAUAUAGCCAAAUUUGCCUUUGAAGUCAAAGCGAUAUAUUCAACGUCUCCAUCAUGUGAUGUGUUCAGAACCAUAUAUAUAAUUUUUAUGUGAAAAUUUAUAAAUAUAUUUGUGCCGGUCACUCAAGUCAGGAUUAAAUGUAUUAAAUCUAUGUAGAUUUACUCUAAAACUACAGAGCUGUACUAAGUAAAUUAUAUCUCUACAUUUUCAGAUGAUUGAAUCUAUGCAUUGUAUUUCUUAAUUCUAUGUUGCUGUUAUAUUUUCCUCCCUUUUUUUCCCCUUGAACUUUUAACAAAAAUAUUUUAAUGUAACAUAACCCUGUGAUGUUAUGGUGUUGUUCUUGUCAAAACUUUAUGUUGCUGAUUGUUAUAUGGGAGGGGGGAAUGAAAUUUAUUUAGAAAAUAGAUGAUGCAGUGAUCGAUAUGCUAAGCUUUUAACUAUACUGUUUUUACUGAAAUUAUCAAAGGUUUUUAGAAAAAUAGCAACAAAUUACUUUAAAAAAAAAAAACUUGUGAAGUUAUAUUGCAUUUUGAAAAUGAUAUACACAAUAUUUAUUCAUCAGAGAAGUCCUGCUCAAAAGGCAUGUUUUGGACCAAUUUAGAUGAUGCACUUUUACUUACAUUUAUUACAAAGGGCUCCUCGUAACAAGAGGAAGAAUUCCCACGUUAUAGUUUAGAGUCAAAAUCUGUUACAUUUACUUAAUAAAAAAUAAAAUAAAAACUGAAAUUGUGAAGUCUGAUUUGUAAUGAAAAGAAAAUGUAAUAUUGUUUGAUAUCAAUGUUUUCAGAUCUAAAUAAAUGUACUUCUGUGUAAAA